CCGUUGCCCUCGGCAGCGGCAGAGCGAAGGCGCGGAGAUGGACGACGAACCCGAACGGACCAAGCGCUGGGAAGGAGGCUACGAAAGAACAUGGGAAAUUCUUAAAGAAGACGAAUCCGGAUCGCUGAAAGCGACCAUCGAGGACAUUCUUUUCAAGGCAAAGAGGAAAAGACUCUAUGAACACCAUGGACAAGUUCGACUUGGAAUGAUGCGUCACCUUUACGUGGUUGUUGAUGGAUCAAGAACUAUGGAGGACCAGGAUUUAAAACCGAACAGACUCACUUGCACUUUGAAGUUACUGGAAUAUUUUGUUGAAGAGUACUUUGACCAAAAUCCCAUUAGUCAGAUUGGCUUAAUUGUAACCAAGAGUAAAAGAGCUGAAAAAAUGACAGAACUUUCAGGUAAUUCAAAAAAGCACAUAACUGCUCUGAAGAAAGCAGUGGAUAUGAACUGCAGUGGAGAGCCAUCUCUAUAUAAUUCCCUAAAUUUGGCCAUGCAGACUUUAAAGCACAUGCCAGGACAUACAAGCAGAGAGGUUUUGGUAGUCUUCAGCAGUCUGACGACAUGUGAUCCAUCCAACAUCUAUGAUCUAAUAAAGUGUUUAAAAGCAGUUAAGAUCAGAGUAUCUGUCAUCGGCUUAAGUGCUGAAGUUCGAGUUUGUACAGUGCUUGCCCGAGAAACUGGUGGAACGUACCACGUUAUCUUAGAUGAAAGUCAUUACAAGGAACUGCUGAUGCAUCAUGUUAGUCCCCCACCCGCCAGUUCAAGCUCUGAGUGCUCCCUUAUUCGAAUGGGUUUUCCUCAGCAUACUAUUGCUUCCCUAUCUGAUCAAGAUGCAAAGCCAUCCUUCAGCAUGGCGCAAUUGGAAAACAACAGUGAGCCAGGUCUUACGCUAGGUGGCUAUUUCUGUCCCCAGUGCAGAGCCAAAUACUGUGAGCUGCCUGUGGAAUGCAAAAUCUGUGGUCUUACACUAGUGUCUGCACCUCACCUGGCUCGCUCUUACCAUCACUUGUUUCCUUUGGAUGCCUUCCAGGAAGUUCCCCUGGACGAAUAUCAGGGGGAACGGUAUUGUCAAGGCUGCCAAGGAGAAAUGAAAGAUCAAAAUGUUUACAUAUGUAAAGUGUGUCAGAAUGCAUUUUGUGUGGAAUGCGAUUUGUUUGUUCAUGAUUCUCUGCACUGCUGUCCUGGCUGCAUUCACGAGCACCCUGCUCCUGUAUCUGUAUGAUACCAUCUCUUUUUAGAAAUUGUCAUAUCUAUGUAAUUCUUGCAUAAAUCUAUUUUGCUUAUUCAGCCAUAUCCACUGAUGCACCUCAAAACAAGAAGGACCUAGAUGAUUACAGGAGAAUGAACUCCGGCUUGGGAACAAACUUUAACUUUUGGCUAAUGUAUUAAUGAUUGUUUUACUGCUAAUAUAUUCUUGAAUCAUCUGUGUCUGAGUUCUUUUCUUUGUUCUUGUCUGAAAAGCUCUGGCUCUUCCAGAAAGUUAUUGUGAGUACCAUGUAUAUUUGUAAAUGUGAAAGUGAUAAAACUGGUUUCUAUGAUAAUGUGAUGAUUCAUCUUUGUUUCAUUAUUUGUUAAAAAAAGAAGCCCUGAAAAUAUGUUUUAUAUAUCAAUUGUUAGAAGCUCUUGGUUCUGGUGGAUGGUGGACUUCUAUAGAUCAAAAUAUAUUUUUUUAAGAAUUUAACAAAGAUGUUUUUGAGCAAUCAGUGGGGGAACAUUUCAAAUACUAAUUUGAAGUGUUGUGGCUAAUCACCUUGGCUUUCAGUAAGGAAACGCAAAUACAGCUGUUAAAAAUGUGCUGAAAACGCGUUUUAGGUUUUAAUGGUACAGCUCAAAACUGAGUGAAUUGUAUUACUGUUGUGUCUGUAGUUGUACAGCUUAAGUUUCACUGUCUUGUCAGAGUGUGAGGUUGCUGAAAGGCAAUGAAUUUGCAAUGUUGUAAGACCUGAAUUUAUACAAACUAUUGUUUGAUCGUCACAGUAUUGAAGAAAGUGAUGCUAUUCUGAUUCUGAGGCUAGAAUGAAUUGCCAGAACUGCAAGUCAUCUUCUCUCCUUGGCUAAAGCCCCAGAACAACAGACAACAGAAGAAGAGGCAGGGGGAGAAGGAGAAGCACGCAUCCUUACCUGAGCAGUGAAGAAUGGAAAUUGAGACAAGUGCAAGACCCUGUUCACCAUUUUGCAGUCUCUGUUCAAAAUGUGAUUGCAAUUUGAACUUUUGAGAAUGUAGCAUGCUACACCUCAGUAGGAGGAAGUUGUGAUGGUGCAGUGUCUAUAAAGCAGUACAUCACCUCUAGUUUUCAGAAGUCAUCUUGUGUUGUUUUUAAUAGAUCAGUGACUGAGUUACUCUGGAUGUAUUUGACUUAAUUUUUAAAACUGUGACUUUUGUUGUCAGAUUAGGAAGAGCAAUCAUCUAACCACUGAACCUUAAAAGUGCAAACAAGCAAACAGAAAAAUCAAACCCCCAUCUUAAGUUAGUUCCCUGUUUUUCAUGCUCACCAUGUACAAACAAUACAUGCUACUUCUCAGUUUUCACAGGCAGUUUUUGUUUCAAGUCCUUUAAACGUGCAAAUUCUCAAUUUUUAACAUGGCUUCUGCUUCUUCUACUUGUUACAGCUGCAGUCUGGCUGAGGCAGUAAUUCUGCUAUGUUGGCAGAAAAAUGACUGUUUCAGCAUCUGUGUUUCAUUUUGUGCUGAUUUAAACAAUCUCUAUAAACCCUUUGUGCUAUCAGGUGACUGCAGUGCCUGUUACUGUAAGGGUGUCCUAAAAACUAGCAUAAAAAUGACAUAUCCAUGGGGGUUGGUGUGGUCGAGUAGCCCAUUCCAAGCCCAAGGAAUGUCCUAAGCAUCUGGCUCUUGGAUACUCUGAUACUGGUGACAGUGUCUUGAUACGAUGUUUUCUGAUAAUACUUUCAUCCUGACAGUAUUUCCUAAUGGGAAAAAAAGGUUUUGUCUAAACACUUUAAAUCUGUUCCAGUUUUUUUCUCUUUGCUAGAUACCAAAAUAACAUACUUGGAAGUAGAAGCUGUGUGGAAGUUGUGGCCAUGUACUCCAUAAUCUGCUUGUGGUCUGAGUAAUGAUGUGACUUGUAGUUUUCCACCCUUCUCAUUGGAUAGGAAGAGCAGUUCAAACUAGGUCCUGAAAAAUCACUAUUGGGGCAACAUUUCUCUGAUGUGUAAAGAACUUCAGCUGGGGCCUUUGUUUUUAAAGCAUCAUGGAGGAAAUUCUUCCUUCAUCUGCAGUGUUCGACUGGGAUUCUCUGGAUCUCAAGCCUCCUUUGCUUGUGGGAAGCUACACCCUGCUUCAUUCUUGUUACUCUAUUUUCUUAUUUACUGGAUCUGCUAAAAGAUGAGUCAAUCGGUGAGGUUAUUGGCAAGCCUGUGGGAAAUUCUUACACUUCCUGAAGAAGUUGCAUAAUACAGUUUGGACAUAAAGCAUUGGGGGAAGAGACAAAAAGACAAAAGCAUCCUAUGGUGGGGUUGAGGGCACAACUGUGGCAAGAAGUUUGAGGCUGAAAGGCACAGUGAGAUUAGAGAGCGCACUGCCACAUGGAGUGAAGGGGAUUUCUGACAG
Egretta garzetta (little egret) is the source of this 3570-nucleotide messenger RNA. It is a transcript of the gene GTF2H2, whose product is annotated as general transcription factor IIH subunit 2. Gene Ontology annotation, cellular component: transcription factor TFIIH holo complex; transcription factor TFIIH core complex. The coding region runs from base 38 to 1225 and encodes 395 amino acids. The record is from RefSeq and is a predicted model, not a curated record. Lineage: Eukaryota; Metazoa; Chordata; Aves; Pelecaniformes; Ardeidae. Gene Ontology annotation, biological process: DNA-templated transcription; nucleotide-excision repair; regulation of transcription by RNA polymerase II. Gene Ontology annotation, molecular function: zinc ion binding. The transcript has 15 exons.